Molecule: messenger RNA, 379 nt
Organism: Lepidothrix coronata (blue-crowned manakin)
Lineage: Eukaryota; Metazoa; Chordata; Aves; Passeriformes; Pipridae
Product: chromodomain-helicase-DNA-binding protein 8-like
Exons: 4
Molecular function (GO): ATP-dependent chromatin remodeler activity; ATP binding
Source: RefSeq, a predicted model, not a curated record
AUGUCCCGGGUGAUCCCAGGUCAUGUGGACGUGUCCGAGGUGCAGAAGCUGCAGGUGCUGCUGAAGCCGAGGGGGGUUGGGGUGCAGAAGCUGCAGGCGCUGCUGAAGCCGAGGGGGGUUGGGGUGCAGAAGCUGCAGGCGCUGCUGAAGCCGAUGAUGCUGCGGCGGCUGAAGGAGGACGUGGAGAAGAACCUGGCGCCCAAGCAGGAGACCAUCAUCGAGGUGGAGCUCACGGGCAUCCAGAAGAGGUUCUACCGCGCCAUCCUCGAGAGGAACUUCGCCUACCUGGCCAAGGGGGCGGGGCACGGCAACGUGCCCAACCUGCUCAACACCAUGAUGGAGCUCCGCAAGUGCUGCAACCACCCCUACCUCAUCAACG